UUUCACAUCGAAUUCAGCAGCCGUUCCUGCCGUAUCGUACUCAUAGAUCCAUGGGGCACGAAGCAAACAGCAGGGAAAUCGACUGGCGGAAAAGCGCCUCGGAAGCAGCUGGCGACGAAAGCGGCGAGGAAAUCUGCUUCGGCCACCGGCGGAGUCAAAAAGCCCCACAGGUUCCGUCCGGGGACCGUAGCGCUUCGCGAGAUCCGGAAGUAUCAGAAGAGCACUGAAUUACUGAUUAGAAAGCUACCGUUUCAGCGGCUUGUAAGAGAGAUCGCUCAGGAUUUCAAAACUGAUCUACGGUUCCAGAGCUCCGCCGUGGCGGCGCUUCAGGAAGCGGCGGAGGCGUAUCUCGUCAGUCUCUUUGAGGACACAAAUUUGUGCGCCAUUCAUGCCAAGCGAGUUACAAUUAUGCCAAAGGAUAUUCAAUUGGCUAGGAGGAUUAGAGGUAUGUCGCGGCAGCUGAAUAUUGCUUCCAAAAUGAAAAAUUCAAGUCACUGCCAGAAGGGAGGAUUAUCAUGGUGCAUAGUGGUGCGCAUGUGGAGAACCUCGGCCUGUGCAACGGCGAGCUGCCCCUGCAGAGCCUCGACCUGCUGCUGCAAGGAUGAAAUGGCUCCCACGCAGCCGUACACCGGGUCUCUUACUCUAGCAUUGGCUUCGUACACCAUUGAGCUAACGGCGUCUCCUCUUUGAUGCUCCGGCAACUCCUGAAUCCAUUGCCCUGUGGUUAUCAAUCAAGUAUGGUGCAAUGAACGCGAGAUCUGUGAUAAAAAAGAUGCCAUCACUUACCUGAAGCAUCUUAUUGACAUUGCUGGCGCCGAAAACUUUGUGCACGCUGGCGAACUUGUGAGGCUCCUCCGGUGGGAAAUAUGGAGCAAACAUGCAGGUUUGUGCGCAUCUUCGGCGCAGAAGCUUACACCCGGCGCAGGGAGCGGCCGCCCCUGCCGCCGCCCCUCCUUGCUUCCUACCCUUGCUGUCCUUCAUCAUUUGCUGAUCUAUACUCAAAUUUUGAUACUAAUUAAGCCUAUAUAUAUAUAUAUAUAUGUAUAUAUGAUCUUCUUCAACUUGGGAGGGGUUUCAUUUAUCUACUGAUUUUUGUUCUCAUGUGAUCUUAUUCUGUGU
This is a messenger RNA of Andrographis paniculata, 1119 nucleotides long. RefSeq names its product histone H3.2-like. The transcript has 2 exons. Gene Ontology annotation, molecular function: structural constituent of chromatin; protein heterodimerization activity; DNA binding. The annotation marks the transcript as partial. Lineage: Eukaryota; Viridiplantae; Streptophyta; Magnoliopsida; Lamiales; Acanthaceae. The record is from RefSeq and is a predicted model, not a curated record. Gene Ontology annotation, cellular component: nucleosome.